Messenger RNA from Globicephala melas (long-finned pilot whale), 2389 nucleotides. Lineage: Eukaryota; Metazoa; Chordata; Mammalia; Artiodactyla; Delphinidae. The record is from RefSeq and is a predicted model, not a curated record.
UCUUGUUUCUUUUAUUAUACUUAUUUUUAAAUUACUUAUCAUAAAAUAUAAACAAGUUCUUGACUAGACUGUUAUUUUAGACCCCUUUAUUUUGCCCUUCCCUACUAGUUGUAUAAUCUUUUACCUCAUAUUUCAAAACAUCAAAAUUCCUCCUUUCCAUCCUUCAUCAAAACCAUCUCUGGCAGAUCUGGGGAGAAAUUAAACCGGGUGUGCCCCAAACCUGCAAACAUUUUCUUACUAAUGAAAUCUGAGAACAUUGAACUUCAAAGGCACAUGUGACCACGGAGCAUCAGGACUUUUGUUUCUGGAUAGAAUUGUGUUUUUUGAGGGGUCCUGUAGCAAAGGGCAGGGAUGCUGUGACCGAGUGAGUCUUGCUCCAGCAAUUGCAUCCUCUCUGCCUGAAUGACCAGUUUUGGAAGGAGCCUGCAGACAUGACUGUCAGUAUCUGAGGUUUCAGGUUGUGUUUUAGGGUAGGACCUCACUGCCCAGCUCCAGCCAGCUGUACCCAAAAGUAAAUGUUUGGGGGCAAUCACUUAUUUAUUGUAGUGAACAUAAAAGUAGCUGGGCAGGUGACACCUAGAAGAAAAUAAGAUGACAAAAAAAAAUGUGCAAAGACUCAUUUCGUUACUCACGGUUUUUUGCAUUUGCGAAUGUAAGUAGUUUUUGAAGUUCUCUUGGGACUUACAUUCCUACAACAGCAUAAAGCCAAACGUGGAUUUCAAAAAAGGUCCCUAAGGGGCUUUCGUUAAGUGCAAAAUCAGUGCAGAGGUCCCUCGCUCCUCUCACGUACUCUUAUCCCAAGUGGUGGUGGCGGUGGGGAGCGCUUGAGUAGCACGCAAGCUCUUUUGUUCCUCCUCCGCAAAGUAGAGGUGGUGUGGCCCGAGGCUUUGCGGGAUAGCGUCCCCCGCGGAGUUCAAGUCUAGAUCCGCCAGCGCUGAGCCCCCGGAGGGAGGAGGGGGCGGGCUCAGGGAGUCCCUCCUUCGGGGGCGGGGCCAAGGGCUGCCCGGCCCUGCAGAGCGGAGGUCUACGGGCUCCAGUUUAGUAAAGCGCAUGCAAACCCGGCCAGAAGCCACCGCACUUAUCAGCAGAUCUCAUGAUUGUUUGGUAAAGGCUCUGCGGGUCUACACAGGUCACCUCCCUCGGAACUCCGCGACUCCACGUCGGAGCCAGCCCUCGGCCCCCCGCAGUCGGACGGUUACAGCCGCGGGAGACCUGGAGGCGGUGGCAGCGGCCCAGGAACUAGCAGCAGCGCCCGGGAAAGAAGCAGAAAGAGAAGAGUAUUGUCUCCUAGGAAUCCAGCCCUGGAGAAACAAGGAAAAUUCUUCCCAGGAUGGUCUCCCAUUCAGAGUUGAGGAAACUUUUCUGUUCAGCUGAUGCAGUGUGCUUUGAUGUUGACAGCACAGUCAUCAGAGAAGAAGGAAUUGAUGAGCUGGCCAAAUUCUGUGGAGUUGAGGAUGCUGUGUCAGAAAUGACACGGCGAGCCAUGGGCGGGGCAGUGCCUUUCAAGGCUGCCCUCACAGAGCGCUUAGCUCUGAUCCAGCCCUCUAGGGAACAGGUGCAAAGGCUUAUAGCAGAGCACCCACCACACCUGACCCCCGGCAUAAGGGAGCUAGUAAGUCGCCUACAAGAGCGAAAUGUUCAGGUUUUUCUAAUAUCUGGAGGCUUUAGGAGCAUUGUGGAGCAUGUUGCUUCAAAGCUCAACAUCCCAUCAACCAAUGUAUUUGCCAACAGGCUGAAAUUCUACUUUAAUGGUGAAUAUGCAGGUUUUGAUGAGAUGCAGCCAACAGCCGAAUCUGGUGGGAAAGGAAAAGUUAUUAAACUUUUAAAGGAAAAAUUUCAUUUUAAGAAAGUAGUCAUGAUUGGAGAUGGAGCCACAGACAUGGAAGCCUGUCCUCCUGCUGAUGUUUUCAUUGGAUUUGGAGGAAAUGUGAUCAGGCAACAAGUAAAGGACAACUCGGAAUGGUACAUCACUGAUUUUGUAGAGCUUUUGGGAGAACUGGAAGAAUAAGAUCAGUUUUUAUACAGUUCAUAACAACUUCAGGUUAAUUUUUAAAAGUUAUACAGUUUGAUACUGUUUGCUUCCAAUUGAAUAUUAGGACUUAAUAUAUAAAUUUAGUACUGAUUAUCUGUACUUCCAAGUAAACUAUAGUUAGGGCUCAUAGAACAUUGUGGUUCUUUUUUUUUUUUUUUUAACUGUAGUUCCGGUAUUAUUAUGACCAUUUAAUUACCUGGAGAGUUUUAUAAUUUGAAUUCUUUAUGUAUUUUCCUAGCUAUAUUUUAUUUGAAGGCUUUUGAAGGUGGAUAGUAAAUUAAACACCUUCAUUAUUGGAAAUAUGGAUUAGGCAGCUUUAAGUGAAAUUGGUUUUCCCUUUAUAUAUAAAUAAAAGUU